Molecule: messenger RNA, 2033 nt
Organism: Triticum aestivum (bread wheat)
Lineage: Eukaryota; Viridiplantae; Streptophyta; Magnoliopsida; Poales; Poaceae
Product: mucin-5AC-like
Exons: 1
Coding region: 16-1623 (535 amino acids)
Source: RefSeq, a predicted model, not a curated record
CGCGCGCACGAAAUCAUGUACCGGGAAGCCAGUGAGCCGGGUUUUCGUUUGGUUGGGGAAAACCCCUUUUCAUCAAAAAAAGCCAACGAGCCGGCCGUCUCCGGCCGGCGCGUUGCGGCCAAGAUUCCCAAGGGAAAGGACUCAAAGGAGCCCGUAACGCCCCAAUUUCAUGUACUCGAGUCAGCUGACGUGCCAGCGGCCCACAUCAACCUUAUCAUCGUCAGCGACGACGACGAUGAUGAUGAGAAGGAGGAGGAGGAGGAGGCUAACAAGGUCGCCGCUGAGACCAACAACUCGUCCGUGAACAUCGUAGAUCCUCGUGCGGUAGCAGCUGUGGCGAUUGCGCCAGUCUCUCCUGCUGCGACUUCUGCGCCGGCUCCAGUUACUCCGGCAGCCGGGGCGCCUAUGGCCUUUGCAGCAGAUUCGGCUACCCCUGCUACUUAUGGCCAUGGCAAUGGCGCUGCCGGCGUCUGCGCACGUGGGAUCAAAAGGCCACACGCUCAUGAUGCAAUUUUUGCACCCGCUCCGGGCGCGGGGGCGCCAGUGGCCUUUGCACCAGCUCUGGCUACCCCUGCUGCUUCCGAUCAUGGGAACAUGGGCAGGAUGGCCGAGGAACUGCAGGACUUCGAGGCCGUAUCCGCCUCCAUGGCCCAGACGAUAUAUCGCCGCUCGGUGAGCGCCAGGUCGAACCUGCCACGGUGGGGGUGUCACGGCCUGCGAACCCCCAAGACCCGCUCGGCCCCUGCACCUUGCGGUUUGCCGAUGAAACGCAACACCACGGGGCCAGCCCCUGCCUAUGCUGGUUCCUCAUCCCGUGCCCCUGCUUCUAACAUAAGCAGCUCCGCUCCGAAUUCUUCAUCCCGUGCCCCUCCUGCUAAAAUCACCAGCUCCGCUCCGGGCUCCUCAUCUUGUGCCCCUACUGCUAAUAUCAUCAGCUCCGCUCCGGGCUCCUUAUUCCGUGCCCUUCCUGCUAACACCAGCAGCUCCGCCCCUCCUGCUAACAUCAGCAGCUUCGCUCAGGGCUCCUCAUUCCGUGCCCCUCCAGCUAAAAUCACCAGCUUCGUUCCGGGCUUCUCAUCCUGUGCCCCUCUUGCUAAAAUCAUCAGCUCCGCUCCGGGCUCCUCAUUCUAUGCCCUUCCUGCUAACAUCACCAGCUCCGCCCCUCUUGCUAACAUCAGCAGCUCCUCUCCGGGCUCCUCAUUCCGUGCCCUUCCUGCUAACAUCAGCAGCUCCGCCCCUCCUCCUAACAUCAGCAUCUCCGCUCCGGGCUCCUCAUCCUGUGCCCCUCCUGUUAAAAUCACCAGCUCCGCUCUGGGCUCCUCAUCCCGUGCCCCUCCUGCUAAAAUCAUCAGCUCUGCUCCGGGCUCCUCAUCCCGCGCCCUUCCUCGUAACAUCAGCAGCUCCGCCCCUCCUGCUAACCUCAGCAGUUCCGCCUCAUCUGCUAACAUCAGCAGCUCCGCUCCGGGCUCGUCAUCCCGUGCCCCUCCUGCUAACAUCAGCAGCUCCGCUCCGGGCAUGGCUACGCCGGAGCAAGGGAAUGGGAUUCGUGGCUUCGUCCGCCUCUUCGGCGUCAACAUUGCCCUCGUCCGCCUCUUCGGCGUCAACAUUGCCCCGCGGGAGUAGGCGAUACUUCUGCAAGCGCUGCCGGAGGCUUGCAGCUCAGCAUGCUAGUCCGUUAGCUCGCUCAUGAUUUCCUGCUGCUGAUUCUCAAUCAGCGCGGCGAAAUAGUAUCUUUGCUUCCAUUAUUUACUUUCGAGAUGGUUGCUUCGGUUCAGAUUUUACAUAGUUCGUACCAGAGCUUUUAGCCUGUAUGUAGGCUUUCCAGAUUUAUCAGUUUUAUGAAUUAUUUCGAGUUUGAUUCUAGGCUUCAUACCGGAGCUUGUAGCCUUGUAGGCGUUCCAGAUUAACCAGCUGUAUGAAUCACUUCGAUUUAGAUUCUAGAGUUCAUACAAGAGCCUGUAGCCUUUUGGCUUUCCAGAUGUAAUCAGGUGUAUGAAUUAUCUCAUGGAAUAAAGUUAUAAGAGUUGUUUGAA